Molecule: messenger RNA, 1564 nt
Organism: Neltuma alba
Lineage: Eukaryota; Viridiplantae; Streptophyta; Magnoliopsida; Fabales; Fabaceae
Product: DNA-3-methyladenine glycosylase 1
Exons: 4
Coding region: 197-1177 (326 amino acids)
Biological process (GO): base-excision repair
Molecular function (GO): DNA-3-methyladenine glycosylase activity
Source: RefSeq, a predicted model, not a curated record
UUCCCGGCUUUUUCGGCCUCUAAAACCUCCAUAAACCCGAGCCAUCUCCUCCGAACUAGCUCUUGCUCAGUUUAUCUCUUAGAUCGGAGCUUUUCUCAAGAAUUCAGAGAACUUCCUGAGCUCAUUUUUCUAGAGCCUGUACCCUAACACUGAAGUUUGCUCCCUAGGAAAUUCAAAAUAUACAAUUCAAAUUCCAAUGCCUGUCGCUACGAAGCUUCCUUCUUCGGCUAAAUCUGUUUCUGAACCGCGAGCCAUUCUAGGACCCGCUGGGAACAGAGUUAGGGUUUCCGGAGAUCAGAAGCGCAACGACGACUAUCUCAAGAAUCCACGGCGUACAAGAAAGCAGAUGCCAAAAAUUCCGCAGUCCAUUGUCACCAAUAAUGUGUCUACCGACAGCACAUGCUCCUCGGAUUCAUCGAGCACUUCAUCGGCGAAAAAUGUUACUUCUAGAAGGACCGUCAGGCGGAAUGGGUUAAAGCCGGUGAAGAUUGUGCCGGACGGCACCGUUGGGGCGGCCUUGUCUCCCAAGGCUUCAAGUCCUUCCAAUAGGUGUGACUGGAUCACUCCAAAUUCUGAUCCUCUUUAUGCUGCAUUCCACGACGAAGAAUGGGGUGUUCCAGUUCAUGAUGAUAGGAAGCUAUUCGAGUUGCUGGUGUUUUCACAGGCAUUAGCAGAACUGAGUUGGCCAGCAAUUCUUAACCUUAGAGACGUAUUCAGGAAGCUCUUCGAAAAUUUUGACCCAUCGUCCGUUGCUGAGAUUACAGAAAAGGAGUUGCUAACUUUGAGAAUAAACGGCAACCCAUUGCUAUCAGAACCAAAACUCCGUGCCAUUGUGGGGAACGCAAACCGAUUCCUUAAGGUACAACAGGAGUUUGGUUCAUUCAGCAACUACUGCUGGAGAUUUGUGAACCACAAGCCAAUAAGAAAUGAAUUUCGUUACGGACGUCAAGUACCCGUAAAGACUCCAAAAGCGGAACUCAUUAGCAAGGAUCUAAUGCGCAGAGGUUUUCAAUGUGUGGGGCCUACUGUGGUUUAUUCGUUCAUGCAAGUAGCAGGACUCGUUAAUGAUCAUCUAAUAACGUGCUUCAGAUACCAUGAAUGCAACGUGACAAUCAGAAUGGAACUUAAAACACAGGUUGAGGAGAAGGAGGUUCGAAAUGAAACAGCAUUAGAGUAGAGAUUAAUGGGAGGAGAUGUCCCGAUGUUACUUUCUGAUCCCCAAAGAUUAUAUUGUUUUCUUCCUUGCCUUGUUAACUUGCUGCUGCUCGUCACCUAACGUAACUAGAAAAUAAUUGAUCUGACCUUCUCUUUUUAUGCCUCCGCGUGAACGUGUAUGCUUCUUUUAGGUGCUAAAGUUAUGGUUCAAGGGAAUUGUUUUAGGAUAUCUGAUGUUGCAAUGUAUAUGUUUUGUAAUAAAAUUUCCAACUCUGUAAUGCAUACCUAUUCUUGGGCACUAGCAUCGUUACUUAGGGGCCAACCUAUGAUCUCGGAAAGGACUUUGAAAAGCCACAUUACUGUAUCAUACUACUUACGGUCUUAAUUAUAAAAUCUUAUUUAUAGUUUA